Leptopilina heterotoma is the source of this 4055-nucleotide messenger RNA. RefSeq lists its product as uncharacterized. The record is from RefSeq and is a predicted model, not a curated record. The transcript has 7 exons. The coding region runs from base 2901 to 3935 and encodes 344 amino acids. Lineage: Eukaryota; Metazoa; Arthropoda; Insecta; Hymenoptera; Figitidae.
UAUGAGUGAAGAGUAUUCUCCAAUUGUGUCCCCUACAGAUACACAACAUUCAUAUGGUUUGGGUAUGCUAUUAUUUUUAAGGACAGUUAAAACCGCUCUGAAAAAAAUUUAUAUAAAUAAAUUUUAUCCACAAGUUGGUUGACUAUCCUUUUAAAUAUAGUGUUCGUAAUAAGAAAAUCUUUGACAUUAUAAUUAACCUUUAAUUUAAUGACACUAUUAAGCUUAUUUAUUUCUUCUAUAUAUUUAUUGUAGAUCACACGUUUAAUGCAACAUUGACAGUUCAAAAUGAAAUAAUUGUAGUAGAUAACAAUAACGGCAGCCUUUUUCAACAACAUUCAGAAAAAAACUCUGGCACUAAUACAAUCGAGAUUGUCAGGUGAAGGCAAUUUUUUAAUUGAAGCCUAUGAUUACGAAUCAAUUAGCAAUAACAGACAACUUUUAUUGGAAACCAAAAAGCAAACCUAUUUCUCUAUUUACAAAGUAUCGAAAAAUUUAAUAUAUCACGAAAUUUACCGCACAAAUUCAUAUUCAAUAACUGCAGACAGACUUGAAUUCCUAGCCGAAAGUGUCUCCGAACUUUUUCCGCGUUACUUAAAGGAAACGUUUUAUUCCAGAAGUAAUCGUAAAAUUGAUGCUCAUGGAACUCUUCAAACCUGCUACGCAAAAUUGAGAGAGAAAGCAAUUGCGAUAAAUAUUAUAAAAACAUCAAGAAGUCGAAAAAUUGUGGACGAUGACGAAAGGCUUAGUGAAGCAUUCGCAGAGUUACAAGUACCAGUGAAUAUAAUUGACGACGAAUAUAAGCAAAAGUGGACAAAUACAGCAAUUCAAGAAAAAAAAUUAUUUUUCUCGAAAUCGGAUUUUGUGAAAAUUUUUCAGACAUUUCCAGUAUUACGGAAUCCACUAGGCUACACAUAGAUACAGGAAGAUUUUUGUACUGGUUUCAAGAAGUCCUCAAAUACAUUUGAGGAAAACUGGCCAAAUACUGCAAAGAAGAUCAUCAAAUUGGCUAAAUCGAAAAGAGACCAAAAUAUUAAAAACAUUUUAAAAGAAUACAAAAAUUCAACUGAAGAAAUAGAUAACAACGUCGCAUUACUAUUACUGCCUCUGUUAUUUAAGAAAAUAACAAAAUUAACGAACAAGUCAAGUUACGGAAAAGUCUGGAAUCCUGAAAAAACUGAAGUUUCGAGUUGCUUCGUUUACCACGUAAAGGAGAAAGAAAACAUCGGAAACAUUUUAAAGGAAAUUCAUCAGAAAAUUGACCUUUUACACACUGAGCAUAAAUUAGUUCUACAACCAUACGUUGUAAUUCAUGGAACAAGUAUAAAUACUAUAACAGCGGCAUAUGUUGUCAUCGGUAGUCACACUUACCAAGUAGCGACUCCUGCUAAAGCAGUUGAUAUAUGUUUCCAAUCCGUUAAAGUUCUUGAAAAAGAAUUUUCACAUAUUUGCAAUCAUGUGUGGCAAUUUCUUGAGAGAGAGGUUUUUAAAUUCAAUGUUCCCAAUAUUCUUGGUACAGUUGCUCAAGUGAUAAACCAAUUGCAUCAAGUUUAGUGAACUGAAUUGCGUUCGUUUCUGUUUUAAAUUUUGUUUAAUUUAUUACGAUGUUUUAUUUAUUUGGUUUCGUAAAUAUGUUUUAUUUUUAUUAAUGUAUAACAUGAAAAAAUGGCUCAAAGAGUUGUUUAAUGUUGUGACUUCGUUCUGGUUACGUGCGUUAUAUUUUGCUUGCGUCGUACCUUGCUUUGUAAAACAAAAUACUCAUUCAUUCGCAGCAAUGGAUUUCACUCAUGUUCCUAAUAUUAAAAGGGAGAAUUUAAGUAAAGAGAUUUUAAAAUUAACGCUUUUUUAUAUAAUUUGUCACAUAUUUCUCGAAAGGAUGUAGAUUUAAUAAUAAAUAUGUUCAGUAGUUUCAUUUUUGAACAAUUUAUUCCAUUCGUUAAAAAUGAACUAGAAAAUCAGGUUAAGCCGAUAUCGAAUGCGGCAUCUUAUUCGAAAACACAAUUUGUUUUAGAAAAUGUCAAAGAUUUAGACCAGCAAGUUUCAACUGAACAUUUAAGGUUCAAAUUGUACGAAGAAAACUGCAUGUAUAUUCCUCCACAACUUUUUCAAAUUGAACAAGAGUGUCAUUAUAGUACCAAUGACGAUCAAACAGUUCGUGUUGAAAUGAAACCUGUAUAUGGAGCAUACGUUUCUUUAAAGGACACCUUGCAGACGACUCUCUCAAUUCCAGGUGUACUUCAAUCCAUUUUCACUUACAUGGAUGACUUAAGUAAAGAAGAAAAGUACGUGUCAAAUGUUUUAUAAGCUGAUCUAUGGGCGAAGAAAUAUAAAAAAUUUGGUAAGAAUGUAUUGCCUCUUUAUUUAUAUUUCGACGAAUUCGAGACGCGAAAUCCUUUGGGAAGCCACGCUGGAGAAGAAAAAAUGGGAGGAGCAUACAUUUCUCUUGCUUGUUUACCUCCUCACAUGUCUGCCAAGUUAAGAAAUGUAUUUGUGUCUUCAAUUUUUAAAUCGAAAUAUAUGAAACAAUUUACAAAUGAACAGCUAUUUCGAAAAACCAUAGAAGAUCUUCAUUUGGUUGCUACUGAGGGCGUAGAAAUAAAUAUUGGAGGCAAAAUUCAUCAUCUUUUUUUCCGCUUAAUUCAAAUAUUAGGAGAUAAUAUGGGACAAAACAGAAUUUGCGGAUUUUCUUUAAGUUUUACAGCAAAUUACUUUUGUCGAAUGUGUUCCGCUUCUAUGGCAGAAUGCAAAGAAAUGAUCGAAGAAAAUGAAAAACUUUUAAGAACAACUGAAUCUUAUUUAGAGGAUUUAAAAAAAACAACUUUGAAAAAACGGGAAUUAAAGAACAGUGUAUUUUUAACGAAUUAGAGGAUUUUGACAUUAAUGAAAAUAUUUCCGGAGAUGUAAUGCACGAUGGCCCAGAAGGAAUUAUUAACUACACACUCUCAAAAAUAGUAGAUGGAUUAAUUGCAGACAAAUUGAUAACUUUGGAUUUACUAAACAAGAAGAUUGAAACAUUUCCAUAUAAUGAUUUAGAGAAACAAAACAAGCCAAGACUUUUGUAUUAUUCUGUGGGGAAAAAAGGAGGAAGAAAAAUAAAAAUCAAACAGUCUGCGUCAGAAAUUACGUGCUUAACCAGAUAUCUGGGAUUAAUGAUUGGCGAUUUGAUUCCGGCUGAUAAUCGUUACUGGAAGCUAUAUAUUUGCUUAAGAGAAAUUGUUGACAUUCUAAUGUCUCCGAUAAUAGAUAAAGGCCAAAUUCAAAUUCUGAAUAUUCUUAUAAUGAAACACAAUAUGCAGUACUUGAAACUGUUCGGAAAAUUAAAGCCUAAAAUGCAUAUAUGGCUUCACUAUCCGAGGCUGAUAAUGUUAAAUGGUCCUGUUGUACACUAUUCAUCAAUGAAAUUUGAGAGGAAAAAUAAAGAAGCAAAAGAAUAUGCUCUGGGAACUACAUCGAACGUAAACCUGCCACUUACUAUUGCAAUAAGACAUCAAUUAAAAAUGUGCUACACAUUACAAUUUUGCCCUCCUAUUCUGGGUGAUAUGGUACUUGGACCGAUAGUUAAUACGAGUGCUCAGAAUCAUUUAAAAAAUUUGAUACCGAAUUUGUCAAGUAAUGUAAAAGUUAUGACUUUGAAAAAUGUAGAAAUACUCGGAAGUAACUUUUCAGAAGGAACUGUAUUUGUGACUAGAAUAGCUGAAAACGGUCCGCAAUUCGGCAUGCUUAAAACUGUAUUUUAUGUCAACGAUAAAACUAUUUACUUCGAAACAAGCGAAUUUAAAACGAUUUACUUUAAUCAUCAGUACCACGCGUAUAAUGUACAAUCUGAUCCAAGUAAAUCGAAUUUAUUGAUAAAUGCUGAGCUUAUACCGAGAAUAACACCAUGCCUACUAUGCACAAAAAAGGGUAACGAAUUUGUAGCUACAAGAUACAAAUUAUGAAAUUAUAAAACUGUAUAAAAUUUUCCAAGAAUACAAAUUUUCCAAAAUGUUUUUUCACUCAAAAUUAAUUUAUUCCGAAUUUAAAUUUCAAUUAUUUCAAACGUUAAUCAAUUAAAAAGG